This is a messenger RNA of Aureococcus anophagefferens, 1092 nucleotides long. RefSeq lists its product as hypothetical. Lineage: Eukaryota; Pelagophyceae; Pelagomonadales; Pelagomonadaceae. The record is from RefSeq and is a predicted model, not a curated record. The transcript has a single exon. Gene Ontology annotation, molecular function: metal ion binding; ATP binding. The annotation marks the transcript as partial.
GCCGCGAACCCGGGCGAGACCGUCGCGGCGCUCAAGGCGCUGCCCGUGCACCUGCUGGGCAUCCUCGUGGGCUGCGAGAGCGGCGUCGAGUGCCACGACGCGCUGACGACGGCCUUCGGCGGCUUCCCGUCGAACGGCAUCGAGAAGUCGCUCACGCGGCGCGACAAGCACCCCAUGGGCGAGGCCGUGCGCGCCGCGGGCCUGCGGGCCGUGAAGCAGAAGCUCUGCGGCAGCUGGGCGGACGCGCGGGCCUUCUGCGGCGACGAGCUGAAGGUCCAAGCCGGAGAAACGGGCGCGUGGUGCGUGCUCAAGCCCUGCAAGAGCGCGGGCACGGACGGCGUCUUCAUCGCCAAGUCUUUGACGGAAGCCGAGGACAAGUUCGGCGAGAUCGUGGGCAAGGAGAACGUCUUCGGCGAGACGAACGCGGCCGUCCUCGUGCAGGAGUUCAUGAAGGGCACGGAGUUCGUCGUCGACUCCGUGUCCGUCGAGGGCACGCACAAGUGCGUCGCCAUCUGGGUCUACGACAAGCGGCCCUGCAACGGCGCCCAGUUCGUGUAUUAUUCCAUGGACCUGUACACGUCCGCGGACGGCAAGCGGGAGGACGCGCUCGUGAAGUACGUGCACGGCGUGCUCGACGCGCUCGGCGUGCGCCACGGGCCGAGCCACGCGGAGGUCAUGUGGCUCGACGCCUGCGACGAGCCGUGCCUUGUGGAGGUCGGCUGCCGGCCCCACGGCGGCGAGGGCACCUUCGUCGACAUGGCGCAGCCGUGCAUCGGCUACUCGCAGCUCUCCGUGAUGCUCGACGCCGUCGAGAAGCCCUACCGCUUCCACCGGCUGCCGACGCGGCCCCAGGGCAUCACGGGCGGCUCCUCCGAGGUCUGCCUCAUCGCGCACCAGGCGGGCGUGCUCGCGGGCUACCCGGCCGCGCCCAAGGUCCGCGAGCUCAAGUCCUACCUCUGCGAGGAGCUCAAGGCCAAGGUCGGCGACGCCGUGCCCCUGACCGUCGACUUCCUCACGACGCCGGGCUCCAUCAUGCUCGUCGACGACGACGCGGCCCAGAUCGAGGCGGACAAGGACGAGAUCCACGAGCUG